Boleophthalmus pectinirostris (great blue-spotted mudskipper) is the source of this 2024-nucleotide messenger RNA. Its product is annotated as class I histocompatibility antigen, F10 alpha chain-like. The record is from RefSeq and is a predicted model, not a curated record. Bases 25 to 1125 code for a protein of 366 amino acids. The transcript has 7 exons. Lineage: Eukaryota; Metazoa; Chordata; Actinopteri; Gobiiformes; Gobiidae. Gene Ontology annotation, biological process: immune response. Gene Ontology annotation, cellular component: external side of plasma membrane.
AUGUCGCUCCCUGUUCCGUAAUAAAUGCGUCUGUCGCGUCUCUCCACUUUACUCUUCUCCCGCUUUUCUCUGGAAACUUCUUCUACAAUGUUCCUCCUAAAUAUUUUGGUUUUGGUCUCUCUCCUUGGAGUAGGACUACAUCUAAAUGGCGUCGCCUCAAUGACUCAUUCUCUGAUGUAUUUUACCACUUCUUCAAAUGAUGUUCCAAACUUCCCAGAGUUCAUUGAAGUUGGUUAUGUGAAUGGCCUUCAGAUCACUCAUUAUGACAGUAACACAAAGAGAGCAGUGCCCAAACAGGAGUGGAUGAAGAAGAUCACAGAGGAGGAUCCACAGUACUGGGACACAGAGACUCAGAUCAGUUUGGUUGGUGAGCAGGUGAUGAAAGGCAACACUGAAAUAGUGAAACAGCGCCUCAACCAGACUGAAGGCUCUCACAUGUCACCAGCGGAUGUCGGCUGUGAAUGGGACGAUGAGACUGGUGACAUAAAUGGAUGGUUUCAGUUUGGUUUUGAUGGAGAAGAUUUUAUCGCCUUUGACCUGAAGACUGAGACUUUUGUGGCUCCGAGAUCAGAGGCCGUCCCCACCAAACACAAGUGGGAGAGGAGCGGAGAGGCUGUUAGACAGAAAAACUACAUCACCCACGAUUGUGUUGAGUAUCUGAAGAAACACCUGCGGAAUGGACAGAGCACCAUUAUGAGGAAAGAGCUCCCUCGGGUGUCCUUCCUGCAGAAGACUCCCUCGUCCCCGGUCACCUGCCACGCCACAGGCUUCUACCCCGACAGAGCCAUGCUGUUCUGGACCAAAGACGGAGUGGAGCUGCACGAGGGCGUGGACCCCGGGGAGAUCCUGCCCAAUCACGACGGGACCUUCCAGAUGAGUGUGGACCUGGACAUGUCCCACCUGUCCUCUGUCCCACCUGAGGACUGGGGACACUUCGGGUGCAUGUUCCAGUUGUCCGGAGUUCCAGACAUGCCCACCAAGCUGCACCCAGACCUGAUCAUGACCAACGCAAAGAAUUACACAGGCGUUAUUGUAGCUGCAGUGGUCGUUCUUGGAGUAUUUCUUCUUGCUGCUGUUGGGUUUGCCGUGUACAGAUGGCGUAAAGCCCAAGCAGGCGCAUACUAAACCAGAGGUCGAGAAAGAAUUUGUUCAAGUCGCAAGACAAAAGGAGGAGGCUGAACAACCUCUUGAUCCUAAACAGUGACAUGUGAGCUGUUUGAGCGAUUAGGAGAAAAUAAAACAUUUGUAAUGGUUUGGUGAACAGCGUAUGACUUGGAUUUAAGAUAUUUUACAGUUUUACAGGAGUUUGACAAGAGUAAAACCACUAAUUGUCUCAUUGACUUUGAGUGCCGCUGUAAAAAAUGCCUUUAAGACGAGAUAACACUUCUUAAAUCAUGUCUGUUACAAGUUUUUAAAGACUGAAAUCAGUAUUGAGUUGUCAUAUCUUGGUCCUACUUAAAUGUCAAUGUAUAUAUAUUUACUCAGUUAUUUAAGACAUUACAGGAGACUGAUCUAUUUAAAAUGUGAGCCAAAGAAAAGAGCAGAAGCUUUGAUAAAAUAUGAACAGACAGGCCCCAGUUCCUCAAAUGGAUUCACAAAUGACACUGAACGUACAUUGUCUGUAAAAAUAAUAUAUCAUGUCAUAUUUUUUGGCUGAAACUGUAUUGACAUUUGGGUAAUUUCAGAAAAUACAUUUGUAAUUGAUCACUGCUGGAUCAGUUAAAACAGUGAUGGAACCAUUUAUUAGACGUGUCUGUUUAAUUUAAUAGUGAAAUACACUACUGUACAUGAAGUUGUAAUUUAUGCUGCAAAUGUAAAUAUAUUGUACUGUUAAUUCCUUUUGCCCACUUUAUAUUUGUGUAAAUAGAUUUGCUUGGGUUAUAUUAUAAAGAUGGACAUUUUUAAUAUUUUCAUACAUAUUUAGUGUUUGUAUUGAAUUUGCUUUAAGGAAUACUUCCAUUAAUGUUGUGUGAAUGUGAGCCUUUUCUUAAGCUCUUAAAUAAAAAAUACAAUUCAAAAUAUUA